Clonostachys rhizophaga is the source of this 2199-nucleotide messenger RNA. The record is from the annotation of a GenBank genome assembly. NCBI's taxonomy places the organism in Eukaryota, Fungi, Ascomycota, Sordariomycetes, Hypocreales, Bionectriaceae.
AUGUAUUCUUCCCCGGACGAAAACUCAUCCAAACGGAGAAAAGUCCGAAAGGGUACGCACAGUUGUUGGGAGUGUCGACGGAGAAAGGUCAAAUGCACCUUCGAGUCACCGCAGGAUGCCAUCUGCAUUACUUGUCAUCGUCGGGGCGCGAAAUGUGCUAGCCAAAGGGAUAUUGAUGACACGAACAUAUCAAGCCGCCCAGCUGAAGGCAAGGAGCCACCAGAUGGCACUGGCAAUACGCCUAUCAAGAGCCCAGGUGCGUCUAGGCCAGUGAUUCGGGAUGCGAGUGGCAUCUGUACACCCUCUAUUUCCCUUUCGGGGUCAUCAACGCCGGCUUUUUCUCAACAUGUAGGCUCCGUGCAUUCCAUCGGCAAUGACAGACAGGGAGAGUUGCCAAAACAACUCCGCAAAGUGUUCGAAUUACAGUCAACUACAAGUACCAACACACAUGAAAGCAUAACUCGGGAGCUACUCCGCGCUUUGCCCUCGGAAAACGACAUCAAGAUCCUCACGGGGAAGAUCACCAAGGCCCCUUUACUCUGCCAUCAAUCCUUCUAUAAGGAAGGCUCACAAGAGGUUCUGGACGAGCAAUGCCCGCUACCCAAUCUCCUCUACCCGGAAGAGCACCCUGUCUUGCUUGCAAGCCAAAUGCUGCUUUUCUCCCUCGCAAUACAAAGUUGGUCGCCGAAUGAUGUGCCAUCCGGCCUUAGCAAGCAUCCGCAUGUAAUCAUGGAAGAACUUGCGGAGUCAGCAAUUAAGUUGGUAACCACUAAUGACGCACUCCUAGGCACAUUGGAGAGUCUUGAGAACAUCAUGUUUGAAGGAAUGUAUCAUGUCGACCGAGGCAACAUAAGGAGAUCCUGGGUAACACUGCGCCGUGCUGUGACAGUUGCGCAGCUGUUGGGCAUCCAUCUUCAAGGUCAUCAUCGAUUCAAGCUGCUCAAAGCCGAGAGCAACCUUGAUCCCCAGGCAAUAUGGGACUGUACGGUGUGGAUGGAGCGUCUUCUGUCCCUUUUGCUCGGUCUACCUUCAUGUACCCUUGGUAUGGAAUCCGCUUACCAGGAUACAACAAACACUUCAGCAAAAAGCCUUGAAUUUCCUCCAACCUUGACGGACCUGAUAGCAAAAGUUCUUGAAAGGAAUCAAGUCAAUACCUUGGAGAAAUCUGUUGAACUCACCAGAGGAAUAAACAAAGAGCUGAUUAGGAUAGCCGAGUUCAUGCCGCUUAGAUUCUGGCGACCGCCAGCCUACGACGGCUUGAUGGUCAAUUCCCAAGAGGCCUUCGCUGAAACCAAACGAAUCCUAGAGCAUAUGCGAUAUUACACCCUGUUGAAUCAGCUUCAUCUACCACAUAUGCUGUGUCCGAAUACUUCCUUCGAGAGUACUUGUUCCAAAAUCGCCUGCGUCAACGCUAGUCGCGAGAUUCUGAUUCGGCAAAUUGCCAUUCGCAACUUCAAUCCCAUCAGCGCUUGUUUGAGGAUGGGUGACUUCAUGGCGCUGAUCGCAGGCUUGACAUUGGUACUGGCACACAUCUUCAGCCAUUGUCACGAGGAAUUGGCCAAUGUCUUAAUUCAUCAACGGCAAAGCGACCGAGCCAUCGUGGAACAAGCACUCGAGUGUAUGGAAUCAAUGUCUGAGCUUCGCAACGAUGUGCUCUCUGCGAAAUGCAGUACUUUACUCAAAGACCUGCUGGCAGUUGAAGCAGACGCGGCACAGGGAGGCAGCUAUCAUGCACAAACUCUACAAGCAGGUAGUGGUGAUGGCGUGAAUCAGAGCGACUGCCAAGUGCUCGUAAUAUGCGUCCCUUAUAUUGGCUCUAUCAAAAUUGCGCGUAGAGGGAAUAUAUCCGUCGCCCCCUUCCAGAAAGUAUCGCGGGACAAUAUCGCCCGCGAACCCGUCACACUUGGCGGUAUUGGAUCUGUCCAUCUCAGCAACUCGGCACUCCCUAGCCAGAACGACAUUGAUAGCAGCCUGAAUCAGGCGUCUCGGUUGCCAGUAUCCAAUUCUGCAGACUUGCCCGCACAGCCAUCUACUACAUUUGACACGGAGGUUAUUGCAGGACAGAUACCUACACAAGAGGAACAGAUGUUCCCGGAUGCGGCCGCACCUCUAGAUGAUUGGGUGUUUCAAGGUUUCGAUACUGCUUUCUUUGAUGUUCUUAUGCGAGGAAUACCGGACCCGAACCAGCCCACUUUAUGA